This is a messenger RNA of Cynoglossus semilaevis (tongue sole), 1651 nucleotides long. Its product is annotated as solute carrier family 2, facilitated glucose transporter member 9-like. The transcript is spliced from 12 exons. Bases 26 to 1621 code for a protein of 531 amino acids. Lineage: Eukaryota; Metazoa; Chordata; Actinopteri; Pleuronectiformes; Cynoglossidae. The record is from RefSeq and is a predicted model, not a curated record. Gene Ontology annotation, molecular function: D-glucose transmembrane transporter activity. Gene Ontology annotation, biological process: dehydroascorbic acid transport. Gene Ontology annotation, cellular component: plasma membrane.
GUUCUUAACAGUGACUAUGUAGCAAAUGCUUUGCAAGUUCUAUAGAUACAAUUUAGACCAAGUAUCUCACCAGACAUUUUCAUUCAAGGCGGCCAUGGACCCAAGGAAGAAUGAAGAGCAGAGAUCCCAGGACGUGAACAUUUCCAUGAAGAAUUGUGAAAAGCCUGUCACAGCAUGUUUGCUGACUGCAGCCUUCUUCAGUGCCCUGGGUUCGUCUUUCCUUUAUGGAUACAACCUUUCUGUCGUCAACGCUCCUGCUGUGUACAUCAAAGCUUUCUACAAUAAGACAUGGACGGAACGAUAUGGUCAGCCUAUCGGGACAGAGACAGCUACCUUACUGUGGUCUGUUACAGUGUCCAUUUUUUCUAUUGGGGGACUUCUGGGAGCGUGGUCUGCCUCUUUAAUUAUUGGAAUACUAGGAAGAAAAGGAACCUUGCUUGUCAAUAACAGCUUCGCCAUUGUAGCUGCACUGCUACUGUCUUUGGGUGAAACAGCAAAAUCGUUUGAAAUGCUCAUAAUUGGCCGUCUCGUCAUGGGAGUGGACUCAGGUAUAGCACUGAGUGCACUCCCCAUGUACCUGGGAGAAAUUUCCCCAAGACACAUAAGAGGCUCUAUUGGCCAGCUCAACUCCAUUCUGAUCUGCUUGGGUGUGUUUGUAGGACAAGUGCUGGGGAUGCCAGAGCUGCUGGGACAGGAAUCUAGGUGGAACUUCCUGUUUGCGUUCCUGGCAGUGCCAGCUCUACUGCAGCUCUGUGUCCUUCCCUUUCUGCCAGAAAGUCCUCGCUAUCUGUUGAUUGAGAAGAGGGAUGAUGCUGGAGCAAAAAAAGCAUUUCAAAGGUUUUUGGGAAAGAAGGACGUAACCUGCGAGCUUGAAGACGUCCUAAAGGAAGGCCAGGCUUUGGGCAACCAAUCCACUGUCACUGUGCUACAGCUGCUGAAGAGCCGCAACGUACGCUGGCAGCUUAUCACCAUUGUUAUCACAAUGGUUUGCUAUCAGCUCUGUGGCCUCAAUGCUAUCUGGUACUACACCCAUAGAAUUUUCAAGGCAGCAGGCUUUUCAGACAGCAUCAUUCCCUACAUCACACUAAGCACAGGGGCUGUAGAGACAUUGGCUGCAAUUGCCUCAGGUAUUGUGAUAGAACGAACAGGCAGAAAGAUUCUCCUCAUAUUUGGAUUCUCUUCCAUGGCUGUGUUCUUUGGUCUCCUCACAGUGUUCCUCAACUUCCAGGACAGCACGCCAUGGAUUCCAUACCUCAGUUACGUCUGUAUCUUGGCAGUGAUCGCAUCCUUUUGUUCUGGUCCAGGGGGCAUACCCUUCAUCCUGACCAGCGAGCUGUUUGAACAGUCUUACCGUCGACCAGCCUUUAUGAUCGCCGGCACCGUGAACUGGCUGUCCAACUUUGCUCUGGGGCUCCUGUUUCCAUUCAUUCAAGAGGGCUUGCAGUCCAAUGCCUUCCUGUUUUUUCUGGUGAUCUGCGUUUUAGGAUCAAUCUACCUUUUCAUGAUCCUUCCAGAAACCAAAAACAAAACAUUUAUGGAAAUCAGCCAGAACUUUAUCAAGCUAAACAACAUCUCUGCAUCCAACAGCCAGCAUUUAAAGCUUACUGUGUAUGAAGGUUGACACCAAAAAAAGAAGACUAAAAUCUGGAAU